Fomitiporia mediterranea MF3/22 is the source of this 1667-nucleotide messenger RNA. RefSeq names its product cytochrome P450 monooxygenase pc-bph. NCBI's taxonomy places the organism in Eukaryota, Fungi, Basidiomycota, Agaricomycetes, Hymenochaetales, Hymenochaetaceae. The transcript is spliced from 6 exons. The coding region runs from base 12 to 1667 and encodes 551 amino acids. The record is from RefSeq and is a predicted model, not a curated record. Gene Ontology annotation, molecular function: monooxygenase activity; oxidoreductase activity, acting on paired donors, with incorporation or reduction of molecular oxygen; heme binding.
CCGAGGCAAAAAUGUCGAUGUCCUCAGGAAUCGUUCAGGAGCUCCUGAACGUCACUUUCUGGCUUUGGUUUUUUCUCCUAGCUAUCAUCUUCGCUGUGCAUCUCGAUGCUUAUUUUAUAGACUCGCACCGGAUUCGAAGAAAUGGCAUCUCAGGUCCAUUUCUUGCGAGGUUCUCGGGUGCUUGGCUGGGAUGGGUCGUAUUCCAAGGACGUCAAUCUGAGGUAGUCCAUAGCUUGCACAAAAAGUUCGGCACAUUCGUGCGUCUGUCACCCAAUCAUGUUUCUAUUAGCGACCCGGAUGCUCUUCGCUUAGUUUACGGCCGUGGUAAUGGAGCCUUGAAAUCCGAUUAUUACGAUGCUUUUCUUGCUGUUCGUCCCAGCAUCUUUACUACGCGCUCAAAGGAAGAACAUGCGAGAAAACGCACUGCUAUAGCCCACGCUUUCUCUCAAAAGAGCGUCCUUGAGUUUGAGCCGUAUAUCCGCCUGCAUGUUGCGGAGCUUUUUAAUCAAUGGGACAGAAUGUGCAACAGGGGAAAGAACGGACUUUCUGGUACUGAGGGUGAGGGAGGCUGGAUAGGUCAAGGUGGGCGUGUCUGGUUCGACAUCAUGCCGUGGUUUCAUUAUUUGGCCUUUGAUGUCAUGAGCGACCUUGCUUUUGGUGCUUCGUUUGGGAUGGUUCGGAACGCGAAGGACGCUGCUCCAAUCGCAGUUGACCAGAGAGCCGCAAUGGCCCAAUACCAGGGAACGAGAGUGGAUAGCCUAGACCUAGAGAAGCCAAGUAUCGAUGUGAAGGAGGUGCCGGCAGUGACUAUGUUAAAUGCCCAUAUAAAGGUCUCCGCUCGCAUGGCUGCUGUCCCGCCACGAUGGCGCCCAAUUCUACAGCGACUACCAUGCUUUGCGAGAGAUAUGCGAGCUUCAGAAGACCUAGUCGCGCUUGCUGUUGCAGCGGUGGCAAGGCGUCUAGUAUUUCCUGCGGAACGAAUAGAUGUUCUAAGUAAGUUGCAGGAAACCGAAGACGAGCACGGACGAGUGUCAAAUAUGGAGGACCUUACAACGGACGCUUUCACGCAACUCGUCGCCGGCUCUGAUACCGUUUCAAGCACGGCAUGUGGGAUAGCGCACUGCGUCGCUGCAAAUUCGCGUGUACGGGCAAAGCUUCAGCAGGAACUUGACGUUGUAUUUGGAGGAUCGUACGACCCAGUAGCGACAUAUGCACAGAUUAAACGCCUACCAUAUCUCGAAGCGGUGAUUAUCGAAGGCCUCCGGGUGCACUCGACGUCUGGCCUCGGACUACCUCGCACCGUCCCGAACGGCGGGCUCAUCGUUUGCGGGAAGUGGUUCUCGGAGGGCACUGUCCUGAGCGUACCGACUUACACUAUCCACCGCGACCCAAUCGUAUGGGGAGAGGACGCGGACGCUUUCCGCCCUGAUCGAUGGUUUGAGCGCGACCAAACUAUUCUGCAGAAAGCGUUCAGUCCAUUUUCAUUCGGACCGAGGGCUUGCAUUGGCCGCGAGUUAGCGAUCAUGGAACUAUGUAUCUUUGUAUCUUCCAUCUUCCACCGUUAUGACUUGGAGCUCGAGGCACCAGACAAGCCCCUUACGAUACGUGAAGAUUUCAUACGAAAACCGGUAGCUUGUCGUGUCGGCAUGAAGCGGCGGAACAUUUGA